AUGUUUGACGUGGCUGUUCAGCUGGUUCGCCCUGGUGGAAUUAUUGUGUAUUCCACAUGUACGAUAAACCCCGGUGAGAAUGAAGCGUUGGUUCGAUAUGCAUUGGAUAAAUACAAGUUCCUCUCGUUGGCUUCACAGCAUCCACGAAGUGGGGGACCUGGCCUUGUUGGUGGUUGUGAAUUUCCCGACGGACAUAUUGAGUAA
Messenger RNA from Ilex paraguariensis (yerba mate), 204 nucleotides. NCBI's taxonomy places the organism in Eukaryota, Viridiplantae, Streptophyta, Magnoliopsida, Aquifoliales, Aquifoliaceae. The record is from the annotation of a GenBank genome assembly.